This is a messenger RNA of Sebastes umbrosus (honeycomb rockfish), 3143 nucleotides long. RefSeq names its product UDP-glucuronosyltransferase 2A1-like. Lineage: Eukaryota; Metazoa; Chordata; Actinopteri; Perciformes; Sebastidae. The transcript is spliced from 2 exons. The record is from RefSeq and is a predicted model, not a curated record. The coding region runs from base 125 to 1705 and encodes 526 amino acids. Gene Ontology annotation, molecular function: UDP-glycosyltransferase activity.
CUGCUCUGACCGUUUAGAGCUACACGACACUCACUCAGCCGUCUGCAGUGAGGGAGGCUGGACGCACAAACAGCAAGCUCGUAAAUCGGUUGACUGGGGACGGCUCUUAGAAUCUCUUUCAGAGAUGUACCGACAGGUCUUGGUGGUACUUGCACUGCUGCUCUGCUCGUCACCCUCGGUAAAAGGAGGGAAGAUCUUGGUGUUCCCCUUUGAUGGAAGCCACUGGGUCAACAUGAAAGUCCUUGUUGAGGAGCUUCACUCCAGAGGCCACGAACUCACGGUGAUGCGGGCAUCAGACAGCUGGUACAUCAAGCCAGAGUCCCCUUACUACAAGUCCAUCCAUAUGGAUUCCUCAGGUGGUUUUGAUAAAGAACGCUUUGGGUCAUUUGCAACCAAACUGAUGAACAUGCGGCGGCAAGGUGCUUCGCUUUGGGCCCGUACAUAUCUGGAGUAUGAACUGGUGGUACAGUUCUAUGAGAUGCAUAAGAAGCUGAUUCAGAUGGUGGAGGAGUUAUUUGAGAAUACCAAACUGAUGCAGAGCCUCCGCGAUGCCAAAUAUGAUAUGGUUCUGACGGACCCUGCACAUGGUGCAGGGGUGUUUCUGGCUCACCGUUUGGGUCUUCCGUUUGUCUUCAACGUGAGGUGGACUGUUCAGGGUGAGGCACAUUAUGCAAUCGCACCUUGCCCAUUGUCAUAUGUCCCAGUACCAGCUUCAGAGCUGAGUGACAAGAUGACGUUUCUCCAGCGGGUCAAGAACUUUCUUUGCUUUAUCUUCACACGUCUUCAAAUUUGGUAUGUCACAGAACCAAACUACACACCAUUUGUCCAUCGUUACUUUGGAAAUGAUAUAUAUUACAUGGAGCUGUUUCAGGCAGCAGACAUCUGGCUCAUGAGGAACGAUUUUGUCUUCGAGUACCCACGACCCACAAUGCCAAACGUCAUUUACAUGUCAGGAUUUCAGUGCAAAUCCUCCAAGCCCCUGUCUAAAGAACUAGAGGACUUUGUCCAGAGCUCUGGUGAGCAUGGCGUCAUCGUUAUGACAUUGGGAACUCUGGUGGAAAAACUUCCUGAGGACAUCUCUGAGGACAUUGCCGCUGCUUUCGCCCAACUUCCUCAGAAGGUGAUCUGGGCGCAAAAAGGCAAAAGACCAUCCACCCUCGGCAACAACACCUUACUCUUGGACUGGCUGCCUCAAAAUGACCUCCUGGGUCACCCAAAGACCAGAGUGUUUGUGGCCCACGGAGGCACCAAUGGAAUCCAGGAGGCCAUCUACCACGGCGUCCCCCUGGUCGGCCUGCCCCUCAUGUUCGACCAGCCUGACAACUUCUUCAGGAUGGAAGCAAGAGGCGUGGCCAAAGUCCUGGACAUUGCAACUGUGAACAAAGACAACUUCCUGGAGGCGCUGAAGGAGGUGCUCUAUGACCCAACCUACAGGGAGAAGAUGAAGACGCUGUCCAACCUGCAGAGAGACCAGCCCAUGAAACCAAUGGACCGGGCCAUGUUCUGGAUCGAGUUUGUCAUGAGGCACAAAGGAGCGGCGCAUCUGAGGACAGAGUCUUACAAGAUGUCCACGAUCCAGUACUAUUCAAUUGAUGUGGUGACGUCUCUGCUGGCAGUUAUUUUGCUAGUAUUUACUGUUUUUAUUUCUGCAGUUAAGUUUUUGUGGCGCAGAGUUUUUUCUAGAGGAAAAGCCAAAAAGGAAUGAUGAUGUGCUGCAAGAUAUUUGUGUCACAUUUUCUGGUUACUGAUUUCUUGUAAAGAAAACACUCCUAAACUGUUCUGAUCUGUAUUCAGAGUCCUGCGCAAGAUACAAACAGUCUCACACUGUAAGGUAAAAAGGUCAUGUUUCUGUUCUAUGUGUUUGUGUUAGGUAGUUAAAGAGACGUCUAAAAAAAACUGUAAAUAACUUAAUGCAGUUUGGUGGAAAGUUAGACCUUGAGUCAAGUCUUCAUGUUUUAGUCCAGAUCCAGGAAUGCUCUUUCAGUUUUUAAUCAGAAUUUGUCUUCCUGCUUUGCAUUUCUGAGAGGUUACUGAAAACAAAUAUUCAUGCUUAGUUUGCUUAGUGUCCAGUUCUGUAUCAAAUAUCUUGAUUCUGAAUGUUGGAUUUUCAGCAUUAGGGUUAGCCUAAGGACAAGAACAUUUUGAGUAAAUUAUUAAUAAUAGUUAUUGUCUCUGUUACAUAAAGGCUAACUACAUUAAAUGGUGACAUAUUAAAUUACAGUUCUAUUCCAUGAAGCAAAGCCAAGCAUCUUAUUGGUAUCUUCUUACACUACUUGUAAAGCUGAAUUAGUUUUGGGUUAUUGUAAUCAGAUGCAGCACUUGUAGGGUAUUGCCACUGUCUUUGAAGUUUCUGUUUAUUUCUCACAUUCAUUUACAGCUUUUUAACAUGUGAUUAUGUUGAGAUAUAAUAUGCAAUGAUAUUCUUCCAUUGAGUUGUUACUGAUUUUUUAAAGAUUUUUAUUUUUCGGCAUGUUGCCUCUAUUUGAGAGCCAACAGUGCCUCAACCAUUAAGCUAUCUGCUUUUUUAAAUAUAUAAAAUAGCAGCUUUACAACUAUAAUGAACUACUAUGAACAAACAUUUAAUAAAGUAGUGUGUGUGUGUGGUGUGAGCACAUCUUUAUUUUGAACAUUAAAAUAAUUGUUUUAUCUUUUGGCACUUAUGUACUGCAGUAAUCUUGUUACUUAUCACCUGACACAUACGCCAACACAAAUAUAUCUGUGAUUAACUCAAAUCAUCUGAUAACAUUGGCCAAGUCACUGAAUUGGUCGGGCUGUAUUUGAAACAGAUAGAAUCAAAGGAGCUUAAAACAUUUUACGAUAACCCCAACACCUGUGCACCAAAAAUGUUGAAUGUAAAAUGUUAGACCUUGAGUGAAGUUAUAAGUUUGAAGUACAUAUAAAGGAAUGUUUGGAAGGAUGUUUUGCACUGACUCAUGUAUCUUGUGAUUGUCUAUCACUAGGGCUGGGUGAUGAAUCAAUAAUAUGACUUUCAGUGAUGAUAUGAUGUUGUCAUGUUAUCGUUCGACAAAUGAAUGUGUUUACUGGAAGGCACAAAGACAAGAACAUUUUUGUGUAAAUGAUUAAUAAUGGGUAUUUGCCUCUGUUAUAUUAAGGGAAAAUAAAAUAAAUGGUGACAUAUUAAA